Euleptes europaea (tarantolino) is the source of this 684-nucleotide messenger RNA. RefSeq names its product nicotinamide riboside kinase 2-like. The coding region runs from base 35 to 658 and encodes 207 amino acids. Lineage: Eukaryota; Metazoa; Chordata; Lepidosauria; Squamata; Sphaerodactylidae. The transcript is spliced from 8 exons. The record is from RefSeq and is a predicted model, not a curated record. Gene Ontology annotation, cellular component: cytoplasm.
CCUUAAGGGACAACCGGCGGCGCCUUCAUCCACCAUGCGAGUCAUCAUCGGCAUAGGCGGGGUCACCAACGGUGGGAAGACCACCCUCACCAACAAACUCAUGCAAGCUUUACCCAACUGUAGCGUUGUGCAUCAGGAUGAUUUCUUCAAGCCCCAGGAUGAGAUAGUGGUUGAAGAUGGAUUUAAACAGUAUGAUGUUAUCGGUGCUUUGGAUAUGGAUGCUAUGAUGAAUACCAUCAGUGCUUGGAAGAAAAACCCAAUCAAAUUUGAACGAUCCCACGGCAUUAACACACUAGACGCCAGAAUUAUGGAAGAUUCAGAGGAGAAGGACAACACCAUCCAUAUCCUUAUUGUUGAAGGGUUCUUACUUUAUACUUACAGACCCCUGAUUGAAGUAUUCGACUAUCGAUUCUUUCUUUCUAUUCCCUAUGAAGAGUGCAAGAAGAGGAGAAGUUCAAGGAACUACACCAUACCAGAUCCACCUGGAUUAUUUGACGGUCAUGUCUGGCCCAUGUAUGUCAAACAUAAGAAGGUAAUGGAAGAUCUUCAAGUUGACGUCGUUCAGUUGAACGGAACACUAUCAAGGGAGGAGCUCUUUAACGAUGUCUAUUGGUAUAUCCAGAAUAGUUUAGAAGAGCUGAUGAAAAUGCUGACCUAGACAAGCAGCUGGUGGCAUCUCGGAAG